Molecule: messenger RNA, 324 nt
Organism: Diplodia corticola
Lineage: Eukaryota; Fungi; Ascomycota; Dothideomycetes; Botryosphaeriales; Botryosphaeriaceae
Product: thiamine-monophosphate kinase
Exons: 2
Coding region: 1-324 (107 amino acids)
Source: RefSeq, a predicted model, not a curated record
AUGUCUUCUUCCUCUCACCACACCACCAACCCGGCUGGCAACACGCUUCCGGGGCCCAACGCCUAUUACUGCUGCAAAUGCCUGUACGGGCCGAUGCUGUAUGAGCUGCAUCCGGCUUGCAUCGAGUGCGGCGCGCCGGCGUGCGGAUAUUGCUCGCCUAUCAGCAUCGGCCUCAACCACCCCGGCCACGCUCUCCAAGACCAGCUCGGCCAGCCUGACCCACGAGACCCUUACGGCUCUUCAAUGCUCGGCUUCAGCAACACGUCGGCGUCACUGAUGGACCGCUUUUUCCAAGAUCGACCGAACGGUACCGAGCGCUUGUAG